Protobothrops mucrosquamatus (brown spotted pit viper) is the source of this 3078-nucleotide messenger RNA. RefSeq names its product oxysterol binding protein like 6 (gene OSBPL6). Gene Ontology annotation, molecular function: cholesterol binding. The transcript has 25 exons. The coding region runs from base 181 to 3054 and encodes 957 amino acids. The record is from RefSeq and is a predicted model, not a curated record. Gene Ontology annotation, cellular component: plasma membrane; cytosol; perinuclear endoplasmic reticulum. NCBI's taxonomy places the organism in Eukaryota, Metazoa, Chordata, Lepidosauria, Squamata, Viperidae.
CCCCGAGCUCACUUAACUCAGAUUUGGUUUGGAUGCCUUUUACAUUAAUUUGACCUGCCCAUGUAAAGAAUAGACUCUGGGAGAAAUGCUGAAAAGCACUUGGCUUCCUCUUUCCGUGGAAAACUGAAUGGAAUGUGGUGUUAAUCUGUGAAAGGAGACCCUUAGAAUUUAGCUGCAGUGAUGAGUUCUGAAGAGAAAGGUAUAUCUCCUGCUCACAGAACCUCCACACCAUCACAUAAAGCUGACUCCUCUUCAUCAUAUUCCCAGUGGGAUACUAGGCAGAGUGGUCACGUGUUAGAGCGAAAUGCUUCUGCUGGAAGCACAGACUUGAUUAUUGGGAAACAAUUGUUAGAAAAUGAGCCAGUCAUUGUAUCUAAAGAGCCAGACAACUGGGAAAUUAUAGAAGGCUUGAAAAUUGGCCAGACUAAUGUCCAGAAGCCAGACAAACAUGAAGGAUUCAUGCUGAAGAAAAGGAAAUGGCCUUUAAAAGGCUGGCACAAGCGCUUUUUUGUUCUGGACAAUGGAAUGUUGAAAUAUUCAAAGUCACCAAUUGAUACUCAGAAAGGAAAAGUUCAUGGGAGCAUAGAUGUGGGAUUAUCGGUUAUGUCAAUUAAAAAGAAAGCACGUAGAAUAGAUCUUGACACCGAGGAGCAUAUCUACCAUUUAAAAGUAAAGUCCCAGGAUACAUUUGAUGCUUGGGUGUCAAAGUUGCGCCAUCAUAGAUUAUAUCGUCAGAACGAGAUUGUGCGAUCGCCACGGGAUGCCAGUUUCCACAUAUUCCCUUCAACUUCCACCACUGAAUCUUCACCAGCUGCUAAUGCCACAAUGCUGGAAACUAAGGUUUCACAGAAUAAUUUCCCCUGGCAACCGUCUAUCCCCUGCAGUAAUAGUCUACCUGCAACGUGUACUACUGGGCAAAGUAAAGUAGUUGCUUGGUUGCAAGAAUCAGAGGAGAUGGACAAGUGUGCAGAAGAUCUUGCACAUUGUCAAUCAAAUCUUGUAAAACUCAGUAAAAUUCUUCAGAACUUAGAAAUACUUCAGAGAACUCAGUCAGCACCUAGCUUCACAGAUAUGCAGGCUAACAGUGUAGAUAAGAAAGACAAGCGUGUCACCAGAAGAUGGAGAACAAAAAGUGUGAGCAAAGAUGCUAAAAUACAGCUUCAGGAAGGGACUGCACUGAAGGGCCAAUUCGGUACUGCACGGCGCCGGCAGAGACUAGCAGCAGCAGUGGCUACAACAGUUCCUUUCAGUGCGACAAUGUCUCCUGUUCGCCUACAUUCAUCUAAUCCUAACCUUUAUGCGGACAUCGAAUUUCAGACCCCACCAACUCAUGUAUCGGAUCCUUUGGAAAACUCCACAGACUAUAUAAAACUCCAGGAAGAAUUUUGCCUCAUGGCUCAGAAAGUACAUUCUCUUUUGAAGUCUGCGUUUAACAGUAUAGCAAUAGAAAAGGAAAAGCUGAAACAGAUGGUAACAGAUCAUGAUUUCGCAGGACGUAACACACAGAUGAUACGUCUCCGACAAUCACUUUCUCAGGCUCUCAACCAGAAUGCUGAACUAAGAAGUCGUUUGAACAGAAUACAUUCAGAGUCUAUUCUUUGUGAUCAGGUUGUCAGUGUAAAUAUUAUCCCUAGUCCUGAUGAGACAGGUGAACAGAUCCAUGUUAGUCUCCCACUUUCCCAACAAGUUUCUAAUGAGAGCAGGCUCUCCAUGUCUGAAUCUGUCUCUGAAUUUUUUGAUGCUCAAGAAGUGCUUCUGUCUGCAAGCUCAUCAGAAAAUGAGGCUUCUGAUGAUGAAUCUUACAUAAGUGAUGUGAGCGACAAUAUAUCUGAGGACAACACUAGUGUUGGAGACAAUAUUUCUCGGCAAAUAAUGAAUGGGGAGCUAACAGGAGGUGCUUUCAGAAAUGGACGAAGGACAUGUCUUCCAACACCCUCCCCUGAUACUAGUAAUAUAAAUCUGUGGAACAUUUUGAGAAAUAAUAUUGGGAAGGACCUUUCCAAAGUAUCAAUGCCUGUAGAGCUCAAUGAGCCUUUGAAUACUUUGCAACAUCUUUGCGAGGAACUGGAAUAUAGUGAACUUUUGGACAAAGCUGCUGAAAGCGAUGAUCCCUAUGAACGUAUGGUCCUUAUUGCUGCCUUUGCAACUUCAGGAUAUGCUUCCACUUAUUACAGAGCAGGAAGCAAGCCUUUUAACCCUCUGCUUGGUGAGACUUACGAGUGUAUCAGGGAAGACAAGGGAUUUCGAUUUUUCUCAGAGCAGGUUAGCCAUCACCCACCCAUUUCUGCCUGUCACUGUGAAUCAAAGAAUUUUGUGUUUUGGCAAGAUAUUAGAUGGAAAAACAAAUUCUGGGGGAAAUCGAUGGAAAUACUGCCAAUUGGAACUCUGAAUGUGACACUUCCUAAAUACGGUGAUUGCUACGUUUGGAACAAAGUCACUACUUGCAUACAUAACAUCCUGAGUGGAAGGAGAUGGAUAGAGCAUUAUGGAGAAAUAACAAUCAGAAAUACAAAAAGCAGUGUCUGUAUUUGUAAGCUCACAUUUAUCAAGGUGAAUUACUGGAAUUCUAAUGUAAAUGAAGUUCAAGGUGUUGUCAUGGACCAAGAAGGAAAAGUGGUACAUCGCCUUUUUGGAAAAUGGCAUGAAGGAUUAUAUUGUGGAAUUGCACCUUCAGCAAAAUGUAUAUGGAGGCCUGGUUCCAUGCCAACAAAUAAUGAGCAUUACUAUGGUUUCACAAGGUUUGCCAUUGAGCUGAAUGAGUUAGAUCCUGCACUGAAAGACCUUCUUCCAAAAACAGAUGCUCGAUUCAGGCCAGAUCAAAGGUACUUGGAAGAUGGAAAUUUAGAAGAAGCAGCAGCAGAAAAACAAAGAAUUGAAGAACUCCAGAGAUGCCGGAGACGUUAUUUAGAGGAAAACAAUAUGGAACAUGUACCAAAUUUUUUUAAAAAAGUUAUUGAAGCCAAUCAGAGAGAAGCAUGGGUUUCUAAUGACACCUAUUGGGAACUCCGAAAGGAUCCUGGCUUUAGUAAAGUAGAAACACUCAAACUCUGGUAAAUUGAGAAUGUAGAUAUAGCAACA